Messenger RNA from Mobula hypostoma (lesser devil ray), 8557 nucleotides. Its product is annotated as protein kinase C alpha type. Gene Ontology annotation, cellular component: cytoplasm; nucleus. Gene Ontology annotation, biological process: protein phosphorylation. Gene Ontology annotation, molecular function: ATP binding; diacylglycerol-dependent serine/threonine kinase activity; zinc ion binding. Bases 191 to 2194 code for a protein of 667 amino acids. NCBI's taxonomy places the organism in Eukaryota, Metazoa, Chordata, Chondrichthyes, Myliobatiformes, Myliobatidae. The record is from RefSeq and is a predicted model, not a curated record. The transcript has 17 exons.
UCUGACGCUUCGCUGCGGUGGUUCCCGGGCGGAGCUCUCAGUCAGCGAUAAAGAGCGAAGGUUCGGCUCUGUGCUCCCCUCACUUAGCCUGGCAGCGUCCGUCCUGCUACAUGGGCUCCUCUGCCACACAGUAGGCGGUUGGCUGGGGGGACGUGUGGUGACCAUUGCGCGCUGAGUUCGGGCUGGGAUUAUGGCUGAUUCGGAGAGCGGCGAGAGCGGUGGCAGUGAGCCGGGCAACCGGUUCGCUCGGCAGGGUGCCCUGCGCCAGAAGAACGUGUGCGAGGUUAAGGACCAUAAAUUCAUCGCUCGCUUCUUCAAGCAACCUACAUUCUGCAGCCACUGCACCGACUUCAUCUGGGGCUUUGGCAAACAAGGAUUCCAGUGUCAAGUUUGCUGCUUCGUGGUACACAAGAGGUGUCAUGAGUUUGUUACCUUCUCCUGCCCUGGAGCAGACAAAGGACCCGAUACUGAUGAUCCAAGGAGCAAACACAAAUUUAAAAUCCACACUUAUGGAAGUCCUACGUUCUGUGAUCACUGCGGCUCUCUGUUAUAUGGCCUCAUCCACCAAGGGAUGAAAUGUGACACCUGCGACUUGAACGUACACAAGAAGUGUGUCAUAAAUGUACCCAGCAUGUGUGGGACUGACCACACUGAGAGGAGGGGCAGGAUUUACCUGAAAGUGGAGGUUGCCGAUGACAGCGUGCUCCGUGUCACAGUGAGGGAUGCUAAAAAUCUAAUCCCCAUGGAUCCAAAUGGCCUUUCCGAUCCCUACGUUAAACUCAAACUCAUCCCUGAUCCCAAAAGUGAAAGCAAACAGAAGACAAAGACUAUCCGGUCAACCCUCAACCCCACCUGGAAUGAAUCGUUCUCUUUUAAACUGAAGAAUAGUGACAAAGAUCGACGACUCUCGGUAGAAAUCUGGGACUGGGAUCGCACCACCAGGAAUGACUUCAUGGGAGCCUUGUCCUUCGGUGUAUCUGAGCUGAUGAAGUCCGGAGCAUCUGGUUGGUUCAAGCUGCUAAGCCAAGAAGAAGGAGAGUACUACAAUGUUCCCAUCAUGGAGGAUAAUGGGGAUUCUGAGCUACAUCAGAAAUUUGAGAAAGCCAAACUUGGACCAGCUGGUAAAAAGGUGAUUGAAAAGAAAGCAAGUUCGCCAUCAAAUAAUUUGGACCAUGUGAAUAUAUCAGACUUCAACUUCUUAAUGGUGUUGGGCAAAGGAAGUUUUGGCAAGGUCAUGCUAUCGGAGAGGAAGGGAACAAAUGAGCUUUACGCCAUCAAGAUUUUAAAGAAAGAUGUGGUCAUUCAGGAUGAUGAUGUUGAAUGUACCAUGAUUGAAAAGAGAGUCCUUGCCCUGAUGGAGAAGCCCCAUUUCCUAACACAGCUCCACUCUUGUUUUCAAACUAUGGAUCGUCUUUAUUUUGUCAUGGAAUAUGUGAAUGGUGGUGAUCUCAUGUACCACAUUCAGCAAGUUGGCAAGUUUAAGGAACCCCAAGCAGUUUUUUAUGCAGCAGAGAUUGCAGUCGGACUGUUCUUCUUGCAUCAGAAAGGAAUAAUUUACAGGGACUUGAAACUGGAUAAUGUGAUGCUGGAUGCAGAGGGACACAUCAAAAUUGCUGAUUUUGGCAUGUGCAAAGAAAACAUAUUCGACAACGUAACAACUCGGACUUUCUGUGGGACCCCAGACUACAUAGCACCAGAGAUUAUUGCUUACCAGCCAUAUGGAAAAUCCGUGGACUGGUGGGCCUAUGGAGUAUUGCUUUAUGAAAUGCUGGCUGGUCAGCCUCCAUUUGAUGGGGAAGAUGAGGAUGAGCUCUUCCAAUCUAUCAUGGAACAUAAUGUAUCUUAUCCUAAAUCCCUGUCAAAGGAAGCCGUUUUGAUCUGCAAAGGGUUGAUGACAAAGCAUCCAGCAAAACGUCUUGGAUGUGGACCUGAGGGAGAAAGGGACAUUCGGGAUCAUGCUUUCUUCCGAAGAAUUGACUGGGAGAAACUGGAACAAAGGGAGAUACAGCCUCCAUUCAAACCAAAAGUGUGUGGCAGAAGUGCUGAAAACUUUGACAAGUUUUUCACAAGAGGCCAGCCAGUGUUGACACCACCUGACCAGUUGGUCAUUGCUAAUAUCGACCAGGCAGAGUUUGAAGGAUUCUCAUUUGUAAACCAAGAUUUCAUUCAUCCCAGUUUAACCAAUGUUAUAUGAAGAGGACGAGCAAAUGCAGCAAGAAACCCUUUGUUUAAAAUGACUAUAAUUAAUCGACCAUUAACUUUACAAGAUUAAUAAUGUUCAGAAAAGGUUAAGGAACAUGCACUUUUAACUUUUAGAGAAAACAUUAAUAUACUUUAUGAAGAUUUACUGACAAAAUUUUAAAGUCCAACUUUAAAUUGUCUAAUAUAAUUGUGAACUGAUUUUUAGUAAGUCAUUCUCCUCUGCUGAAUUUUAGCAUUUUUUUUAAAAAGAUGUUGAGGUACAAAUUGCAAUAUACAUUUGGCCCCCAAGGGACCAGUUCUUUUCCCUUUGUCUUCCCAAUUUUAGGUUGGUUCUAUAGCCUUUUCAUCAAUAAAACAAAUGGGAAACAAAUUCGUUUCUCCAAAAUAUAAUGGUUGAAAUAUGUUCAAGUAAAUCAAAAAUAUUAUGAAAUUCUCAUUCUACAACUUGCACUAAUAUGUACAACAUAUUUCCUUCUGGAUAAAUGAACAAUAAAGCUUUGUUGAGGACAGAAUUAAUUGAAGGGAAUAAAACAAAAUGAUCAAGUUAUUUUGGCAUUUCAACAAGUUCUCGAGAUCUUUCAUCCAAAGUAAGAAAGGAUGCUAAUAGAUUUUCUCAAGUGAAAUAUUCAGUUUAACAUAUUCCCUUUUUUAAGGUACAACUUAAUCUAGUGCACAAUUCAAAUAUUCAGAACAGGUGACCAUUCUGAUUGUAUAUGAAACUAUAAAAAUAAAAAAAAUCAGUUGUCUAGUUCAUAUUACAUUACAAUUUAUUAAAUGGAAUGACUAAUAGUUAUUUCCAAAAAACAAUCAAUGAUGUUUUGCUAUACCAUAAUUCAAUAUGUAAAGGGGGCACACCGUAUUACAGCACUUGUCAAGAUUUCAAUUUUUGUCAGAUAUGUUACAUAUAAUAAACUGAAUCACAGAAGUAACAGCCAGCCACUUGCACAUGCCAUUCAGGAAAAUGAUAUGACAUUUCUUGCUCAAGUCCCCCUUCAUGGCACUGAUUGCAGGGUUCUGAGCGUAUACCACACCAAGACACAAGGUCAUUUUCUUAAGUUGCUUCCUACUACUGAUGUAGAUCAACUUUUUAAAGCAAAUACAUCUAUUAAAAAAAGAAAGAUACAUUGUUUGGUUCACAUGCCUGGCUCAACUAAUUAUUUACAUCAAACUUGUCAUUUUCCUUAAGCUUAAAGAGUAAAUGCUAAUUCUUAAAGAGUGAUACUAAGUCCAUUUGGGCAUCUUAAUUAAUUUUUGAAAUAAGAGCCAGUUAUGAAUAUUUUUGCCUUGAUUUUGGAAAUCUUAAUUUAGUUUUCAAUAUUCUGCCUUUGCAAAUUGCACGUCAGAAUACAAUUAGCAUGCUGUCGAUAGGUGUUGCAUGUAACAAGGCCUAAAUUUUGAAAGCACGUAUGUUUGGUAAUUGGUCUAAGUAGUGUUUGUCAUUUCCAAGUUGAAAAAUUGCUCCUUUUAGAAAUAAAAUUUAAAUUGAAAAUGUCAAGUUUUUAAAAUCAUAUCCUUGUUACAUUUCUCUAUGUUAUUCUUCCCAUUUCACAAGUCAGUCACAUGGUUGACUCUUAAAUUAUCAUAGGUACAGUCAAUGUACAUAUGCAUUCAGCCCAUUGUUAGUCGAAACAUUAAUAUUGAAAACCAGCACUGAUUGAUGUUACAAACAAAUAUUUUAGAUGAAUGAUGCAAAUAGUUAAUUUAUAAUGCCUAAUAUAGUUAAGCACUAUCCUACUCAGUUUAAAGUAAUCUUGUGGACCAAAAUUUUUAUUAAGUGAGUUUGCUUAACCAGCUUGAAUACAAAUAUUUAAUUAAUCAGAGGUAGGAGGGAAGCAAACAACAUGCAUGUAAGUUAAAUGCUAAAAUAUGGACAUUUUUGUGAUGGUUUAAAAUUGGAAAUAAAGUUCAAGGUUGAUCAGGUGUGUGAAAUCUAUUGGUUAUUUAACAUCUCAAGAUUAUUUCAAAAGGCAGUCCCUGCAAAACAAUUGAUAUGGUUAUUGAUUGGAGACAGAAAAUGAGGCUGCUUCUUUAAAUAUCUCUUGGGGUUAGUCUGUAAGAAAGCCUUAUAUCACUGUAUAGACUUUCAAUCAGGCUACAUUGACUAUUAUGAUUUAUAGUAUUGUUAAACACUAUGUUGCUAGGAUUUGCCCAUCAGUUCAAAGCCACUCAAUUGCCAACUCACAGGUAUUUAUACAAUCAUCCCAAUCACCACAAAAUUGUUUUCUUUUGUAUUGAAUUAGGUUGUAUUUAAAGAAUGUCAAAUGAAUUUCAAGGUGAUAAUUCAGCCAAGUGGCUCCAGACAUUUUUAAUAAUAGCUGUCUUUUCAGUUUAAUUUCCCAAAGCCAUUUCUGUUCAACUUCUACCUUGUAAUUCUCCUUUCAGGGUAGCUGAGUCCUAUUUAAAGACGUGGAUGCAGAUUUUAUAUCAGAUCAGGAAGCUCCUAUGAUGAGAGAAACAGAGUUCAUGUUUCAAGUUUGGUAACCUGUCAUCAGAGUUGGGGAAAAGUCAGAAAACAAGUUACAAGUUGCUGCCAGAGGAGGUGAAGGGUAUUCUACUGAGUGGAAGGUGAUAAUCAGGAGAAAUUGGUGCAGGAAGUGCCAGCUGAAAGUGGGCACUCUUUCAAGAUGAACUAUUGAUUCAGUCCAUGAUGACCCCAAGCUUGCAGUUACCAUUACUGUUUAUUCCGACUCUGACCUCUGGCUUUGGCCUCUUACACUGUGGUUAAAAUAAAACCUCAAUGCCAGUUCAAGAAACAGACUAGAUAUACUAUGACCUCCAGUGAUGGCACUAUUUCAAAUAAUCAGCCAUUCCAGCCUUGCAACUCACAAUUUCCCAAUUUCCUCCUCUCGUAUUUUCAGAUUUAAAAUGUUCUUUGCUAUGUUUACUACUUUGAAAUACACAUUUUAUUAUUCACUAGCCAUUACCAAUCCUUUCAGACAGUGGCACCAACUCCACUGUAACAUAGUAUUAACGGUAAGACUCUUGGCACUGUGGAGGAUCAGAGGGAUCUUAGGGUCCAAGUCCAUAGGACACUCAAAGCUGCUGCGCAGGUUGACUGUGUGGUUAAGAAGGCAUACGGUGCAUUGGCCUUCUUCAACCGUGGGAUUGAGUUCAAGAGCCGAGAGCUAAUGUUGCAGCCAUAUAGGACCCUGGUCAGACCCCACUUGGAGUACUGUGCUCAGUUCUGGUCACCUCACGACAGGAAAGAUGUGGAAACCAUAGAAUGGGUGCAGAGGAGAUUUACAAGGAUGUUGCCUGGAUUGGGGAGCAUGCCUUAUGAGAAUAGGUUGAGUGAACUCAGCCUUUUCUCCUUGGAGCGACAGAGGAUGAGAGGUGACUUGAUAGAGGUGUACAGGAUAUUGAGAGGCAUUGAUUGUGUGGAUAGUCAGAGGCUUUUUCCCAGGGCUGAAAUGACUAGCAUGAGUUUUAAGGUGCUUGGAGGUAGGUACAGAGGAGUUGUCAGGGGUAAGUUGUUGUUGUUUUUUUUUGUUUUGUUUUUUUUCCCCCACACAGAGUGUAGUGAGAGUGUGGAAUGGGCUGCCGGCAACAGUGCUGGAGGCGAAAACGAUAGGGUCUUUAAAGAGACUCCUGGAUAAGUACAUGGAGCUUAGAAAAAUAGAGGGCUAUGGGUAAGCCUACAUAGUUCUAAGGUAGGUACAUGUUUGGCACAGCUUUGUGGGCCAAAGGGCCUGUAUUGUGCUGUAGGUUUUCUAUGUUACUAUUCAGUCUCACCUAGUUCUAAGAAUAUAAGAAAUAGGAGCAGAAAUUAUCCUGAUGUCCUUCAAGCCUACUCCUCCAUUCACCUAGAUCAUGGCUGAUCUUCUAUCUCAUUAUCCUUUUCUAGCACUACCACAACCGCAUCCCUUGGUUCCCUUAAUGUCCAAAAAUUACUUAAUGUUUUGAACAGUUCAGCCUCCAUAACUCUGUGGGUUAGAGAAUUCCAAACUUUACCACCCUUCCAGUGAAAAACAGUUCUCCUACUUUCAGUUCUAAAUGCUUUAUCACUUAUUCUGAAUUUGUGCUCCAAGUUGUAGACUCCUGAGCCAGGGCAAACAUUCUCCCUACACCCAGUCUGUCAAGUCUAAGGAUUUUGAAACUUCGUUCUCCUCUCAAACAGCAAAUCUGUCAUUUCCGUCAGAACCAGCCUGGUGAAUCUUCAUUGCACUCCAACCAUGAAAAAUAUAUUGCCUCUUUGGGAAGGAGACCAAAAUCGUGCAAAAUACUCCAGAAUUCAGAUGUCCCCAAUCUUUUUUUAUGCCGUAGACACAUACCAUUAACCGAGGGUUCAGUGAACCCCAGACUGGGAACCCCUCCCUGCUCUAAAUGCAGCUUCACAAAGGUGCUACUCAGUAUAAGACUUUCUUGUUCUUGUUUUCCAACAGUCUCAUUUGACUUCCUAAUUGCUCAUGCACCUGGCUGGGAGGGCCAUAUGUCACAUAUUCAAGUUUGCUGACAAUACUAAACUAGUGGAAUUGUCCCUUUGAACAUUCACACUAGACAAUCUUUAACCAGUUAGAAAAUACCCACAUUUUUGGCAUGAGGAUCAAGGUGGAUGACCACACAUUUUCCAUAUUCUAUCCUUCAGCCAUAUUCUCACCACUUCGUCACCCUUUUACAGACAGCAAAAUUGACUACAAGACAUUUGGUCCUCCCAGCCAAAUCACUCACUUGGACUGCAAAUAGUGAAGCCCAAACAAUGAUCCCAGCAAUACACUCAUCCUGCCAAGCUAUGAAUUUGUUUAUUGCCACUUUUUGCCUUCUGUCUAUGGAUGAAUUCUCAACCUACAUCAGUAUGUUUCCCCAGUUUGAUGCGCCCCAAAAUGUUGGCCAACCUUCCAAAUGGAAGACCUUAUCAAAACCUGGGAGUCCAUGCACUGGUUCUCUUUUGUCUCCUUGGCACAUCCUCAAAGAACUCCAGCAGAGAAGUAAAACAUGGUUUUGCCUUAAUAAAUGAAAGUUGACUCAGCUCGGUCCUAUUACACUCUUCAAAGUGUUCUGUUAUCAUAUGCUUCGUUAAGCAUUCUAGCCUUUUUCCCCGUAACUGGUAUUAGGCUGACAGAUUGGUAGCUCUCAAAGAGUAGGGCCACAAUUCAUAAAAAUGAGAUCUCUAUUCUGUCACAGACCUAUCCUCAUAUUCUUUCUAAUGUUCCCCUCUUCAUCUGCAUUAUUUCUAAUUUUACCCUGUUAUGAUUAAAUAUCAUGUUAACCCUGUCCGCCACCAUAGAGCAUUUCUAGCAUUUUCUUGGCAAUGCUUUUGUCAGCAGAUACAUUUAGCAUCUGCAGUAUUUUGUUUUUGCAAGCAAUGUAACCGUAGUUGUAUAUAUAGAAUGACAGAAUUACUGUAAUGGAGCCAGUAUAACCAGGUCAGUGAAAAGUGCUGUAUGUUUCAUACAAGUCCUCCAAACAGGAUGGUUCAAAUUACAGGCAGCAGUUCCUUUUAAAACAACAGGUGGGGGGUGUUUUUUGAAAAUCCAGAAAGAUCUGAAGUUUGUAUUUUGGUCUAGAUCUUCUUAAAGUGUAGAGAUUCUGCAUGUUGAAGUAUUUGAUUUUCUAUUCAAAAGAGGUUUUCUAAUGCAAGUUUCAUACAAUAUAUUGUAGACAUCUCUAUUCAGUAGCAAAAAUACUUGAUUUUUCCCUUUCACAGUACAAGCUGAAUAUCCAUCUAAUGUUUAGAACUCCAUCUAUUCUCUCUAAAGUCUGAAUAGUACGAAAAGCAUGCUAUUAAGAUAGUUAAACACUUACAUCUUCAGAACCAAGAAUAUUGCAGAAAUCUAUUAGGGAGAUAACACUUACAAGGAUGGACUUUAACGAAAAUUGAUACAUGCCUCUAGAGUUUUCUGGGUACAUCAGAAGACAUGAAUCCAGAAGCACAAUUCUAUAGUAACGUUUAAGCAGCUGUAAUCAUUCCGCCUGUAGAAAAUCUUGCAUAUUGUGUAGCGUAAGCUGUCACAGCGAGUUAUUGCAUCUCUUGAUUUAGGCAUUUUAAAAAUGCAAAGAUAGGGAGGCAAUUCCAUCUCAAAAUUUACAGAUGCAAGGUAUGAGGCAAAUAGUUUGGCAAGGAUAAAAAUGGCAUUUCAAACCUUUAAACUUGCAGCUGCAAAUUGAUGAUUUGAAAUGCCAGGUCAUUCUUGUUUCGCAUUUGGAGGCAAUGCCAUUUCCUUUACUGUUUUAAAAACUUUGCAACAACAGCAACUCCACAACAGGUGGAAAAGCCACAUUAAUUAUCUUCAAUCAACUUCUAAUUGAACAUAAAACUUCUUUUUUGUUAUAUGAGGAACUUCCCUCUGUAUGGUAUUGUUUGUCAUGUGUUAAUUCUGGUAUGACAAUAUCUAAAAAUAAAUAAAGAAAAACAUAU